UCAGUGAGAGGAAGCGCUCUCUGUGCUUAGGGCUGUGUUACGUGCUGAAAAUAGUAAGUAAAGACUCUGCGUGUAUAUUAAAAAAUAAAGGGGAAAUUUUUCAGUUUUUGUCUGACAGCCACGGGGAGACUUAUGCCAGGAUGCGGCAUUGUUGCUGACCACCUCCACAGCAGCUGUCAGUCUGUGCGGACUUUGACGGGGACAGCGGACAAGGACAAAAUGCCACUACGGGAAUCAGUAACUGUGUGUUGUCUCGGACUAGGGGAAAAACCAAUGAUCGACCUUUAAAUGUCCACUUUUUGGAGCUACCGGACCAAACAUCUGGAUUUUUUCUCUUUUAUUUUCUUUUUCUUUACAGAAAAAUUCUAACAGUUUUCCAUCCUGACGAACGGUGACUCACUGCAGGCAGAAGGCGAGCCGCUGCAUCCUAAUCAGAGCGCGGAUAGGACUUCAGCUCAUUGACAUUACAGUCAUACUUUGGAGCACUUUUAUUUAUUUAUUUUUUAUUUCCACUGCGCUGCACUGUAGCUGCCUGUGCGUCGGAGACUUGCUUUUUCUUUUCUUUUUUUUUCUUUUUCCUACACUGAAAAGGAGGAUACGGGUGGUACCAAGUGAAGUGGUUAGGGAAUAAAACUCUCCCUGAACCCCGCUGGAAUUGACUGUUUUCCUAUUUUACUGUUACAUUUUUUUCCACAACAAAUGGAGUCGUUUGUGUUGGUGGUAUGAGUGAACACUUACUGUGGCUGUUCUGUUUGGAGGCUGGAUCGCGAUUAUUGUUCAGAUGAGUCUGGGUGCUCAGCUGAAUAUAAAUUAGGUGUUCAGCACCACAGAUUGCUUGCAGAGGAAGAGAGCGGCAAAGCAAAGACAAUCUACAAAGACAAAUGUCAAGGCCUCACAUGAUGAACAGAACUCUUUAUUUGAUUUGGAAUAAUAAAAGCAUCAAAUUCUGAACUAAAUUUCAACAGGUCAUAGAGAGCGUUAGCGCUUCACAGAAUUAAGCUGCUUUCAUUAAGUGGAGAUGCAUCUUUCUAUUUUCUUUUUCCUCCUCUUGUGGGCUCAAGCCCUGACUUUGAAAAACUUGAAUUACUCUGUCCCAGAGGAGCAGGGCCCAGGGACGGUGAUUGGGAACAUUGCCAAAGAUGCCAGGCUUGGACUCGAACAGACUGGGCAGGGAGGACAGGGUAAGAAAGCCAACUUCAGGGUGUUGGAGAACUCAGCCCCUCAUCUCAUUGACGUGGACCCCCAAAGCGGACUGCUGUACACAAAGCAGCGCAUUGACAGAGAAACAUUGUGUAAGAGAAACCCCAAGUGCCAGCUUUCCAUGGAGGUGUUUGCCAAUGACAAGGAGAUAUGUAUGAUAAAAAUAGAUAUUCAGGACAUUAAUGACAACUCACCUGUUUUCCCCUCAGAUCAGAUUGAUAUUGACAUUUCUGAAAAUGCAGUGCCAGGGACACGAUUUCCUUUGACCAGUGCACAUGACCCAGAUGCAGGGGAAAACGGCCUGAAAACCUAUCAGAUAACACGCGAUGAUUACAAUCUCUUUUCCUUAGAGGUAAAAUCUCGAGGGGACGGGACCAAAUUCCCAGAAUUAGUGAUUCAACGACCAUUGGACCGAGAAGAACGAAGCCAUCACACCCUCAUUUUGUCAGCCACUGAUGGUGGAGAAUAUCCUAGAUCAGGAACCAUGCAGAUAAAUGUAAAAGUUAUAGAUUCCAAUGAUAACAGCCCAGUGUUUGAUCAGCCCUCAUAUGUUGUGGAAAUUCCUGAAAAUUCCCCUCCUGGUAAAGUCUUGAUUGAUUUAAAUGCCACUGAUCCUGAUGAGGGAAACAAUGGUCAGGUAGUCUAUUCUUUUAGUGGUUAUGCCCCAGAGAGAAUACGGGAGCUCUUCUCCAUAGAUUCCAGAACAGGGGUCAUAAAGAUUCAAGGUGAAAUUGACUAUGAAGAGAGUCCAGUUAUUGAGAUUGACAUCCAGGCGAAGGAUCUAGGUCCCAAUCCAAUCCCUGGCCAUUGUAAAGUCACUGUUAAAGUGCUUGACAGGAAUGAUAACUGGCCAUCUAUAGGCUUUGUAUCAGUGAGGCAGGGAGCCAUCAGUGAAGCAGCACCCCCAGGCACUGUCAUUGCUCUGGUACGUGUCACAGACAAGGACUCAGGCAGGAAUGGGCAGCUUCAAUGCAGAGUUCUAGGAAAUGUCCCUUUUAAACUUGAGGAGAACUAUGAUAACUUCUACACAGUGGUGACGGACAGGCCCCUGGACAGGGAGGUGCAGGAUGAGUACAAUGUCACCAUCGUGGCCAAAGACAAUGGCAUUCCUCCUCUAAACUCCACAAAAUCUUUUACAGUCAAGAUUCUGGAUGAAAAUGACAAUGUCCCUCACUUCACCAAGUCAGUCUACCUCCUUCAGAUCCCUGAGAACAACAUCCCUGGAGAGUAUCUAGGUUCAGUUUUGGCACAUGACCCAGACCUUGGUCAGAAUGGCACAGUAUACUACAGUAUAAUCAACUCCAAUGUAAGUGGGGGUGAUGUCAACACUUACGUUAAUGUAAAUGCAGCUAAUGGCGCCAUCUAUGCUGUGAGGUCUUUCAACUAUGAACAAAUUAAAUACUUUGACUUCAAGGUUCUUGCUAAAGAUGCAGGAUCUCCACACCUAGAAAGCAAUGCUACAGUACGCAUUAGUGUUCUGGAUGUCAAUGACAACAUUCCUGUCAUCGUUUUGCCGCUUCUCCAAAAUGACACGGCUGAAAUUCACGUUCCACGAAACGUCGGUGUUGGCUACAUUGUUACUACAGUGAGAGCAGUGGAUAAUGAUUAUGGCGAAAGUGGGCGGCUCACUUAUGAGAUCUCAGAUGGCAACGAGGAGCACCUCUUUGAUAUUGAUCCAGUGACUGGAGAGGUGCGAACAGCCCACCCAUUCUGGGAUGAUGUAAGCCCCAUGGUGGAGCUGAUCAUUCGAGUGUCAGACCAUGGCAAGCCAACUCUAACUGCCGCCGCCAGACUCAUCAUCAAGGCUUCCAAUGGACGUCCUCCUGAUGGGUUGCCACGCAUGAAAGACAAUCAGAACUGGGACAUGUCUCUGCCUCUCAUUGUAACUCUAAGCAUCAUAUCUAUCAUGCUUCUGGCUGCCAUGGUGACUAUAGCAAUCAAAUGCAAGCGGGAAAACAAGGAAAUCCGUACUUACAAUUGUCGCAUUGCAGAGUACUCGCACCCUCAGCUGGGAAAAGGCAAGAAGAAGAAGAUUAACAAGAACGACAUCAUGCUGGUGCAGAGCGAGGUGGAGGAGCGGGAUGCCAUGAAUGUGAUGAAUGUGGUAAGCAGCCCUUCCUUGGCCACCUCUCCCAUGUACUUUGACUACCAGACACGCCUGCCACUCAGCUCACCAAGGUCAGAGGUCAUGUACCUUAAGCCCACUGCCAAUAACCUCAGCGUGCCCCAAGGCCACGUGGGAUGCCACACCAGCUUCACAGGCCCAGUCACCAGCACUACAGACACACCUACUAACCGCAUGUCCAUCAUACAGACGGACAAUUUCCCCACUGAGCCUAAUUAUAUGGGUAGCAGACAACAGUUUGUUCAAAGUAGUUCAACAUUUAAAGACCCGGAGCGAGCAAGCCUCAGAGACAGUGGUCAUGGCGACAGCGACCAGGCUGACAGUGACCAGGACACCAACAAAGGCUCCUGCUGUGAUAUGUCUGCAAAAGAAGCCCUCAAGUUAAAGGCUGCAGGUGUGAAACCGCCACCACUGGAGCAAGAUGAGGAUUGUGUGAAUUGUACAGAGGAGUGCAGAGUACUGGGUCAUUCUGACCGCUGCUGGAUGCCUCAGUUCCCUGCUGGUGGAAACCAGGCGGAGGGCAUUGACUACCGCAACAACAUGUUCGUGCCAGCUGGAAUGGAGACUGUUCCCGAGACAGAGACCUAUGAAACUGUAAACCCCAAUGGCAAGAAAACAUUCUGCACUUUUGGCAAAGAGAGGCGAGAUCACACCAUCCUGGUUGCCAAUGUCAAGCCCUACCUGAAAGCAAAACGUGCCCUCAGCCCACUUCUCCAAGAGGUACCCUCAGCGUCCAGCAGUCCUACCAAGGGCUGCUCCACUAUGUCCCCCUGCUCCUCAGUGAAAAGCCCAGCAGAUGGGGCUGAGGGCAAACCUCCCCCUGCCUCCUGCUCUAAUCACUACGGGCCUCCUGAUGGUCAGUACUUGUCCCCAACCAAACAAACCAGAGACCAAGGGGGUUACCCAUCCUUGCCCCCCUCAGACCCAGUGGCCAAGGUGCUUGCAGAGGCUCGCUCCAGGAUCAGUCAGGAGGCAGCAGGUGAAAUGGAGUGUGUCUUGGAGCAGGUGGAGCCAGACGCAACCCGCGAUGGAAUGGACGCUGACCAGGUGGUGAGGGACAUCGACAAACUAUUGCAGGACUGCAGAGGAAAUGAGGCUACUGGCACACUCAGGAAGUGACACAAAGGACUGCAGCAGAAAGAAGUAGGAAGGUAGAGAGAGGAGUAGGAUGCUAUUCCAAAAACUCUUGUGCCAAAACUGUCACCAAAACAAAUUGAAAAGGUUAAAUGGCUCUAAUGACUGGGGCUCUUUUCACUGUAUUUGUUGUAGAAAAGUACCAACACUGGACAAAACAUGUAUCAUGUCAGUCAUGUAGCACCACUUCUGGUGCUGUAAGACCCCUACCAACAAAAAUGAACUGACAUCUGAUUACUUCUGAAUUUAUAGUUUUUGUUUUGAAUUCUUAAGCAAAUUGCAGAGGUUUCUGCCUCUGGCACCUCGCAAGCUCUUAUCUAAGUGCCCACCAGCUCAUACGUGUGUUGUUCAUGGUCUCUCGUGAAAUCCUACAUAUCUAAAUGUGUGUAGGUGGAUUUCUGUUAUGUGUGAUGGACAUUGAAACUAAAUGGAAAAGGACUACUUGUGGUCAGACACGACAAUCGAUGCAGAAACAGUGAAAAACGCUUAUCUAUUGGGACAGUGAAAGGCCAAAAUACACAAUGCAACCGUAUCUUUUUCUGAAUUUACUGUACUGGCAGGCAGAGUGACGGACCAGACCUGUACCAGAACGUUUGUAAUGGAACUAGAGUUGGAGCUGCUUCUGCUCUCCACUGGAGGAGGAUUAUUAACAGUGUAACCAUGUUUCACCUGUCAUUUGUAGCUACAUGUGUAAGCUGUGUCUGUCUCACACCUCUAUUUAAAUGUUCAUGUUGCUGAGCAGUGUAGUUGCACGCACCGACUACACAUGUGCUCUACACUUUGCAGAUACAUAUGCUGACAUACUCAUAUGCACUGAUUGCCCACCACACACACACACACACACACACACACACACACACACACACACACACACACACACACACACAAGAAUGCUUACCCACAAUUAUCCAUCUAUGGAAUUGUCUUAUACAUGUAUACCAUCAGCUUUUAGUCCCUUGUGUACAGUGAAUUAUCAUGUGUGUGACUAUGCCUUAAGGCAACCACAAUGUGUAUAAAAAGGGACAUUUUUCCUCAGCUGUGAAAAGAUGAUAUCUAUAUAAUUAUAUAGAUGACUGUAUGUAUGAAUCCAUGUAUAGUGUCCAAAUAUUAACAGAAUAUUUAUACAUUUUCUAAAAAAAAAAGAAAAGAAAUGAGGAAUCUCAAGAAAAAAGGUGUCCUGGAGUUAAGGUCAAGUGUGGGGUAUUAACUCAAAGAACUGCAAAGGACACUGCCAUUGUUUCAAAAACAAAUAUCCAGAAAUAUGAAUAAACAAGAAAAUGUCCCUUCACAUUAUCACUAUACAUAAUAUCAUUAUAUGUGUAUAUGUAUCCAAUCUAGAUGUGUUUACAUAAAAAAAACGGACAUAUUUUUUAUUGAUUUUACUGCAAUUUCUGUGCAUUUGAGCCAAAUUGUUAUGUGUACAAAAGCUAUAUUGUGUAUUUUAUUAAAUUAAUAUAUUGUUGUGUUGCAAUAUACAUGGGCUUGUAUUUGGCAAAAGUUGCCUUAGUAGCUGUCGAACUCUGUGAGUUUGCUUUAGUUUGGGGUUUUUUUUUUUUUGUUUUUGUUUUUUUUUUUUUUUUUUGUUUUUUUUUUUGGUGUUUCCCUUUUUUCAUCUCUAAUUCUGCAUCUUUGCAGGCUGGCUUCAGUGCUUUUGAGAUGUCGCCUCUUUUUACCCUGAGAUCCAGCUGGAUCAAAUACAAUAACUGUUAAAAGCUUAAUGAGCCAGCUGAUCUAGAAUACAAUUCAAAACAACAACAAAAGCAACAACCACAAGGAAACAGUUUAAAUAUUUGAAUAUUUUUUACUGGGCAAAUUUUUAAUGGGGCAGCUAAUUUUUCUUUUACAACUAAUCUGAGAUUUUUUUUUCUUUUUUUUUUACAUUAUAUUUUUACUUCCUUUCCAAAAAAAUGAACCCAGAAAAAAAAGAAACCUGCCAUAUGGAAAGUGGAGUGGUUUCCUUGGUGAUCAUAAAACUGCCUUACUGUCUCUGCAGAGAGCUUGUUGUAUCUGUGGAGCUUUGUGACUGCUUAUAAAGCCCUGGUCCACCAGAAUGUGCAUUUUCUAUAAAGGACCAGAAGAGGUUCUUUUCAGCAGUCUGUGUUGUUUAUGUAUGUACUCCUCAAUACAUGUUUGAAUUCUCAUACUUUGCAGAGAAACUUGACAUCAAAAAUUCUAUCUGAAGUUAUUUUGGAUUUGAUGUCUUAGCUGUUUAGGUACUUGGUUUAUGUAACCAGGUGUCUUCACAUUCAGGCUUUCUUAAAAAAUGAUGAUACAGACAUUUAUUUUUUGAAAAUUUUGGCACAUUUCGGCCACUCUGAAAUAAUAGUAGGAGGUGCUUUUUCUAAUAAUCUCUGACAGUAAAAUAAGCAGAACAGUAGGCUACUAGAUUAGAAGUGUUUUGGAAAAUGUGACCACAAUCACCAAAUGUAUGUAACAUGCAGUCAUGAGAGGGAACAGUGACUUCUGUCCGUGGCUGCCGGACCUGGCUGAGCUGGAAUUUUAACAACGAAUAUGACAUAUUCUGUCUUGUAGACAUAUAACAUCUAAGUGUGCUUGCAUUUCCCUUUUUUUUCUUGUUUAGCUCUAUGUUUCUACAUUCUCCUGUCAGUCUUCCCUUUUGUAUCUUUUAAGCCUCAUGUUUUAUUUUUGUUAUUCAUUUGCUUACUUUUAUUCUACUUUAGCUGUUUGCUCUUUCGCCUCAGAGGGGCAAAGUAACAGCUGCCUUUUCUUCUCUCUUUCAUUUGCAAAGUAUUGGGUUUAAGCUUACUGUUGCUUUUUUUUCCAUGGAGAUGGCAGAAGCUGUUUUUAGAGAUGUCUUGGAGGUUUUGAGGAAGGAGGAAAAUAUUUAUAGUUUCUUUUAAAUUAAAUUUUUUUCCAGCAUAUCUCAAAUAUCUGGAUGAAUCAAGCAAACCUCACAUUCUCAUCAUAAAAACAGUACAAACGGUUAAAUAUGCUGCUCGAAGUGCGCAUUGCAGCUUUGAUCCUAACGGAAAUGCUGCUGCGCACACUCGCAAAAAACACCAAGGCAUUUCAGCAACUCACUGCCUUUCAUUUAAAUUCAUAACCCAUGAAAAUAAAGGCUGAAAGAGAGCGUAAAACACUACCAAGACAAAUGUGACUCUUCCACACUUGUCUUCAUGGUUUAUUUUCUUUUUAUUUCAUUUAUUCUUGCUACAACAGGCAAUUUCUGCACUGUUCUGUGUGCGUGUGCUUGAUUUCCUUUCAUGCCCUUAUUGUUUGACAAAACAAUUCCUUUCAUAUUCAAUUUCUGUUUCCUGUAGAUUUCAUUCCAACUCGCGUUAAACCUCAUGCUGAGUUCCUCUUUUUAAUUUUUAACAUUAAUUACCAGAAGGUCAACCCAGGAUUUAGUCAUUUCACUCCAAGCCUGGCUGCCGCAAAACGGUCACUGUCACAAUUCAAAGCGCUGUCCCCUCUUAUGGUACUCCCUGGGCUCGGCCACCGUUUGCGCACUCACAAGCUGAGCGUAAGGAAAUGAGCUGGGUCCAGUGGAUAGAAGGAAUUCUCUAAAGCCAUGGCCCCUUUCUCAGGCUAUUUGCUGUUUAAUAGAGCAGACGCUGCUGUUGAGGCCAACACAUAGUUUGGCCUCCAAAGUUUAGAGAUUGAGCGCAAUGUGAGGCCUCUCGUUAUUGUCUAAUUACACUCUGGCAUCAUACACUGUUGGCAGUGCAUUACUCAAGCCUAGAGUGGGAUAUUUUUGCCCACUUGAGACUGCUGGCUUUACCAAGUGAUUAGAAAAGGGCCUUGUUGAAUGUGACUAACCACCUCUGGUCUAUUACUCACACUGAUGCAAGUGCACACAGACUCAGUCACUGCUUCUCACACAAACACACACACAUAGAGAAACAAUAUGCCUUUUUGGGUUAGUUAAUGCAAGCACCCCGUGUUUGUCAGUGUUGUCCCCACACCCCCAGGCCCACACUGAUAGCAUAGGACUUCAUGCUACAAUGGGCAACUGGUGAAAAGACCAGAAACAUUCAUUUGUAUGGAUUAUUUCAACUGCUACUGUCUAAAGGCUGUGUUCAUUGUGAUCUAUCUGAAAAAAAAAAAUAAAAAGAUAAAAUAAAAAAGCAAUUACUAAUAA
Messenger RNA from Melanotaenia boesemani (Boeseman's rainbowfish), 8561 nucleotides. RefSeq names its product protocadherin 17 (gene pcdh17). Gene Ontology annotation, molecular function: calcium ion binding. Lineage: Eukaryota; Metazoa; Chordata; Actinopteri; Atheriniformes; Melanotaeniidae. Gene Ontology annotation, biological process: homophilic cell-cell adhesion. The record is from RefSeq and is a predicted model, not a curated record. The transcript is spliced from 5 exons. Bases 1019 to 4444 code for a protein of 1141 amino acids. Gene Ontology annotation, cellular component: plasma membrane.